Molecule: messenger RNA, 2244 nt
Organism: Wasmannia auropunctata (little fire ant)
Lineage: Eukaryota; Metazoa; Arthropoda; Insecta; Hymenoptera; Formicidae
Gene: Taf5
Product: transcription initiation factor TFIID subunit 5
Exons: 11
Coding region: 126-2123 (665 amino acids)
Biological process (GO): transcription initiation at RNA polymerase II promoter
Cellular component (GO): transcription factor TFIID complex
Molecular function (GO): protein binding; RNA polymerase II general transcription initiation factor activity
Source: RefSeq, a predicted model, not a curated record
UUGACGAGUUGACCACAGUUGACUGAGAACGCUCCGGUAGUUCGGUGUGCUUGGACGCUUUGAUUUCGCGACAAGUUUUUUUGAAUUUGUUUUUCUCGGUUGUCAAGAAGGAUAUUUGUGUGAAAAUGGAUAACGAGAAGAAUACUAUGAUCGCUGUUUUGCAGCUUUUGAAGAAGUACAAUUUAAAGGGAACCGAGGAGUUGUUUAGAAAAGAAGCCAAUCUCACCGACAUCUCACUUGACGACGCUCAGCAAUCUGAUUCUGAUGUGACCAGCGUUCUUUCCGCUUACAAAAGCGAGGGAGAUCCUGCACAAUACGAGAAAGCGUACAGCGAAUUGAAAAAGUUUGUGGAAGGAGCUUUGGAUAUUUAUAAGCACGAGUUGGGAACCAUACUAUAUCCAGUAUUGGUACACAUGUAUCUGGAAUUGGUUUACAAUAAUCAUUCCAAAGAGGCGAAACAACUCAUGGAAAAGUUCAGUGGGAACUUAGAAGAUUAUUAUCAGGAUGACUUGAAGAGAUUGUGCAAUGUAACAAAACGGGAGCAAAUGGCAGGGAAUGAAUUAACAGACACUUUCAAAUCAAAUCAGUUUAUAAUCAGAAUGUCGAGGGAUACCCUUUCGAUACUGAAACGACAUUUGCAAGAAAAGAAAUAUAGUGUCUUAUUAAAUAUCAUACAGGAGCAUCUUUACUUUGACAUGUAUGAGGGCGUUGCUCGCAAUAAGCAGCAGAUAGAAGCAACGUCUGGGGCUAUGGUAGGCGAAGCUACCAGGCAAGAUAACAAGACCAAAGUCUAUUACGGGCUUUUAAAGGAGCCUGAUAUUCAGUGUGUGGAGCCAAACAAAGAAGAGGAAGAUGAUACAGGUGGCGGAGACGGAGAUAAACCAAAGAAGAAAAAGGCUAAGAAGGAUCCGUUAUUUUCAAAGAAGACGAAAUCCGACCCGAAUGCACCACCUGUUGGCAGAAUGCCGUUGCCCAAUUUGAAAGAUGCGGAUAAGCUAGAAAAAAUCAAGGCACUGAGGGAAGCGUCAAAGAGAGUUGUCCUCGGACCUGACACAUUACCAUCUAUAUGUUUUUACACAAUGUUAAACACCCUUUAUACUGUAACAGCGGCAGAAGUAGCGGAAGACUCAAGUCUAUUAGCUACCGGAUUUAGUGACUCCGGCAUAAAGGUGUGGAGUUUAAUCCCACAGAAACUGAGAUUGAUGAAAACGGGUGAACAAUUACAAGAGAUUAAUAGGGAAGCAGACGACGUAUUGGUUAGAAUGAUGGAUGAACGUACAUCCGAAACCGCAAGAAACCUCUAUGGUCAUAGUGGGCCAAUUUACAAUCUUUCAUUUAGUCCAGAUAGAAAUCUUCUGCUUUCAUCGUCAGAGGACACUACAAUAAGGCUAUGGUCAUUGCACACAUGGACAUGUGUCGUCUGUUACAAGGGCCAUCUAUAUCCCGUGUGGUGCGUGAAAUUCUCGCCGCACGGUUAUUACUUUGCAAGCGCCUCGAAUGACAAAACUGCCCGGCUAUGGGCGACUGACUCUCAUCAACCAUUACGAAUAUUUGCUGGCCAUUAUUCAGACGUUGAUGUAGUUCAGUUCCAUCCAAAUUCGAAUUAUGUCGCGAGCGGUUCGAGCGACAUGACCGUGAGAUUAUGGGACUGCGUGACUGGCAGCCAAGUCCGACUGAUGACCGGGCACAAAGGGCCGAUUUUUUCCUUGGCCUUCUCGACGGAGGGUCGCUUCUUGGCCUCAGCUGGCGCGGAUCACCGUGUGCUCAUGUGGGAUUUGGCACACGGCCACCUUGUCGCGGCCUUGUCCGGCCAUACGGCCAACAUUCACUGUCUGUCGUUCAGUCGGGACGGCAAUAUUUUAGUCUCAGGUACGUUCACCGUCCAUCGUAAAUUUAUGCGGAUCAAAGGUUCUUUGGAUUGUACACUGAAAUUAUGGGACUUCACGAAGUUAGCGGAGGAGAUGAGUUUGGAGGACGUCAACGUUUCGCACAAUCCAGACGUGAAAACCAACUCGGAAUCUUACCUGCUGCGCACCUUCGCGACGAAGAAUACGUCUGUCCUAACGUUACAUUUUUCACGUAGAAAUUUACUACUGGGCGUCGGCAUGUUCGAGUCGACAUAAUCCGUGAAUUUUAUCAUUACAUACAUAAGAGAACGCGAAAGUCCAUAUAUGUACAAACUAUUUAAAUCGAUGAAAUGUAUCAUAAAAGUUAUUAAUAGAUUUUUCACAUUUAUUAUUCUCA